Molecule: messenger RNA, 1120 nt
Organism: Aspergillus novofumigatus IBT 16806
Lineage: Eukaryota; Fungi; Ascomycota; Eurotiomycetes; Eurotiales; Aspergillaceae
Product: peptide alpha-N-acetyltransferase complex A subunit ARD1
Exons: 2
Coding region: 161-931 (256 amino acids)
Biological process (GO): N-terminal peptidyl-glutamic acid acetylation
Cellular component (GO): NatA complex
Molecular function (GO): protein N-terminal-serine acetyltransferase activity; protein-N-terminal-glutamate acetyltransferase activity
Source: RefSeq, a predicted model, not a curated record
UCCGCACCCAUUCAAGCCCAAUUUCCAUUCGGUCAAAGGCAGGCAGUCCCAAUUGGCCUCUAUAUAACUGCCAGAUCGCUUGAAAUUCGGCCAGAGUACCCGGAACCUCCCGUACACCACCAACAUCCGAAACCCGCAGCAAACCAAGCCGAAAUCGAAAAUGGUCGACAUCGUCCCCCUCUCGUCCUACCCCUCGUACAUCGACCUCCUCCCCUCCAUCCAAACCUGCAACAUCACCAACCUCCCCGAAAACUACUUUCUGAAAUACUACCUCUACCAUGCCCUGACCUGGCCGCAACUGAGCUUCGUGGCCGUCGUGCGGCCCCGCAAUGGCUACUCGAAACACAAGGGCGGUGCCGCAGGCACAUCAGGCACAGGCACAGGCACCGCCGACCUCUCCGGGCAGUAUCCCAAGGUGGUCGGGUACGUGCUUGCGAAGAUGGAGGAGGAGCCGACGGACGGGGUGCAGCACGGGCAUAUCACGAGUUUGAGUGUGAUGCGGACGCAUCGCCGGUUGGGUAUUGCCGAGAGAUUGAUGAGGAUGAGUCAACGCGCUAUGGCCGAGUCUCAUCGCGCCAGUUACGUUUCGCUGCAUGUGCGUGUCUCCAACACUGCCGCCCUGCGUCUGUACCGGGAUACCCUCGGCUUCAAGGUCGAGUCCGUCGAGAGAAAGUACUACGCCGAUGGGGAGGAUGCUUACGCCAUGCGCCUGGACCUUACCGAUCAAUGGCUGGACUGGAAGGAGAUUGAGCGCCUGGACAGAGAGCGCGCCAAGAGUGACGAAAAGGAUGCCGAUGAGGGCGACGAGGUUGGAAGUUUGGGCAAGAAGGAAGAAAAGACCGUUCGCGUCAAGGUCGGUCGGAGUUUGGGUGUCGGCGAUCUGGUGGAGAGGAAUGAAGCCAACCCUUCGCAACAAAGUGUCAGCUCGUAGGACCGAGUCGUGAUAUAUACCUCUGAGAGCUAGCCUCUUGGACAACUUACACGAAAUCCUCGGCAAAACGUGCUCGGUCUACGGAAUACCUAUGCAGUGAUAUGUUCAUUGAACAGGGCUAUUGAAAUGAGAUCCGAGUAUCAACAUUUUAGACCAGAAUACGUCCAUGAAAUAUGUACUAAAAAAUGC